AUGGCCUCAAACCAUAUCACCAACGUUGCCAUUGUCGGAGCUGGCGGUAAUAGCGGCCGCUUCAUGACCGAAGCCCUCCUCCGCACAGGAAAGCACACUGUCACAGCCCUAGCACGAGCUGGCAGCCAGAGCAAGUUACCAGAAGGAGUGAUCGAAAAGACAAUCGACUACAGCAAGCCAGAGACCGUCGUCGAGGCACUCGAGGGUCAACACGCGCUUGUCAUAACUCUAGGUGGUAGAGCACCCAAUGAAAUCAAUCUACAGCUCAUCAAUGCAGCCGGCGAGGCUGGUGUACCCUGGAUUCUACCGAAUGAAUGGGGUCCAGACACAGCAAAUGAAGAUCUAGUCAAGGACGUGGUAGUCUUCCAACCAAAGGGAGAAAUCCGCAAAGCAAUCACAGAUCUCGGCAAAAGCUCCUACAUAGCCGUAAAUACCGGAUUCUGGUACGAAUGGAGCCUGGCAAUAGCACCAGCCUUCGGAGUAGACUUUGCCAACCGAUCAGCCACACUCUUUGACGAAGGAAAUGUCAAGAUCUCAACCUCGACAUGGCCACAGGUUGGUCGGGCUGUUGCCAAUCUCCUCAGUCUCCCUAUUACAGCUGAAGGGUCUUGUCUUGAGAAGUUGAAAGAUCAGGCCGUUUAUGUUGAUUCCUUUACUGUUAGCCAGCGGGAUAUGCUGGACUCGGUUUACAGAGUUACCGGUACGACGGAGGCGGAUUGGAAUAUUACCAAGGAAUCAGCUAAGGAAAGGUAUGAGGGUGGUGUGGAGGCUAUGCAGAAGGGUGAUCUUGUUGGGUUUGUUAAGAUGCUUUAUACGAGGGUCUUUUAUGAUGAUGGGUCUGGCGAUUUCAGUGGUAAGGGGACACUGAAUAGUAUGCUUGGGAUGCCAGAAGAGGAUCUUGAUGAGGCAACUAAGAGGGCGAUUGAGCGUUCGGAGAGUACUAGCUGGGCUUGA
Penicillium canescens is the source of this 954-nucleotide messenger RNA. Its product is annotated as aromatic alcohol reductase. Bases 1 to 954 code for a protein of 317 amino acids. Gene Ontology annotation, molecular function: oxidoreductase activity. The transcript is spliced from 3 exons. The record is from RefSeq and is a predicted model, not a curated record. Lineage: Eukaryota; Fungi; Ascomycota; Eurotiomycetes; Eurotiales; Aspergillaceae.